This is a messenger RNA of Hansenula anomala, 1059 nucleotides long. It is a transcript of the gene SKS1, whose product is annotated as putative serine/threonine protein kinase SKS1. The transcript has a single exon. Gene Ontology annotation, biological process: protein phosphorylation; meiotic recombination checkpoint signaling. NCBI's taxonomy places the organism in Eukaryota, Fungi, Ascomycota, Saccharomycetes, Phaffomycetales, Wickerhamomycetaceae. The annotation marks the transcript as partial. Gene Ontology annotation, molecular function: ATP binding; protein serine/threonine kinase activity. Gene Ontology annotation, cellular component: cytoplasm; nucleus. The record is from RefSeq and is a predicted model, not a curated record.
AUCAACGGUGCUAUCCUAAACGACUACCAAAUCAUCAAGGAAAUUGGUUCUGGUGCUUAUGGUAUAGUAUACUUGGCUAAGCAUAUUAUAACUGGUCAACAAGUUGCAAUUAAAUCAAUCUCCAAAAUCAUAAACAAAUCAAAACCAUCUUCAAACAUAAAGCAAAGUGAUUAUUUAUCAUCUGAAUUAUUAGAAUAUUUCCAUGAGAAUGAUUUCAAGAUCCAAGGUUUAAAUUCAUUAAAUUUAAAAUUAUUAAGUGAUUUUAGUUCAUCAACUACAAAAUGUUGUUCAUUUAUAAAAGAAAUCACAAUCCAUUUAAAAGUCCAUGAUCAUCCAAAUGUUAUUACAAUCCACAAGAUAAUAGAUUCCCCAGUUGCAUUAUUCAUAAUAAUGGAUUAUUUCCCCGAGGGUGAUUUAUUUAUAAACAUAGUGGAUCGUGCCAAAUAUUCAUCAGAUCCAAUGUUGAUUAAAAGAGUCUUCAUCCAAUUAAUAGAUGUCAUCUCUUAUUGUCAUUCCAAAAACAUCUAUCACUGUGAUAUCAAACCUGAGAAUAUAAUGUGCUGUCAAAAUGGGGCCAAUUUAUGUAUUGGUGAUUUUGGACUAGCUGUGGAAUCCCAUUUUAUCAAUGCAAAGACAUGUAUUGGAUCUUCAUACUAUAUGCCACCUGAAAGAUUGAUCUCAAUGAAUGAGGGCAACAACAACAAGACUACAACAACUGCAGCAGGUAAAUGUCCUUUCAAUCAUGGCAAUUCAUUACCAAAUGAUCUAUCUGCAUCUUCAUUCCCUGCUGAAGCCGGUGAUUUAUGGUCCCUUGCUAUAAUAUUGAUCAAUCUGACAUGUACGAGAAACCCAUGGAUGAAGGCUUGUGAGAUUGAUAAUACUUAUCGAGCAUUCCUCAAGAAUAAAAAAGUGCUAAAGGAUAUCUUGCCAAUAAGUGAUGAAUUAUAUGAAAUUUUAUGCUUAUGCUUAGAAAGAGACCCUUUCAAAAGAAUAACUUUGUUUCAAUUAAGAGAUUUGGUGUUGAAUUGUAAAUCAUUCACCACAUCAGGUGCCCUAAGU